AUGGGUGUCACUCGCCGUUCCGAUUUACUUCGCCCGAUCAAAGUCGACGAAGACGAGGAAGGCGUGGUCGACAGAUUUAAUUACGCCGAUUUUGACUUCUCGGAAAGUGGCGACGAGUUGUCUGACAAUGUGCGAGAUCUCACACAUUCAAUGGAAUUUCCUGCUUCUCGUUCAAGAAAAAAUAAGGAGCGAAGAGCCGAACGCAAGAUGCGUCGUUUUUUGGAUGUUGAAAGUACUGGGGUAGUUGUGAAGAGCUCCAUGGGAUCGAGAAGACAGCGACGCCUUGAAAGUGUCCGCAUUCUAAUGAGUUUUGCGGAUAAGGAUGACAUUUGUACAGACUUCUCUGAUCUUGUUCCACAUACUGUCAGUGCAUUCGAAAGACUGUUCUUAGAUGAGAAGAGCAUGCAGAUGUGGAACGACUUUAUCGAACGUGAUGAGGAAGAGCAGCGGCAGAUUCUCGAGGAAGGGGAGUUAAAAUCCAGCGAUGGAUGCGGGUGGUUCGUCGUUGGUGGAAAGCCGGGGACUUCAAAAUCGCCGAAAUCCUUGGACGUGGAUGGUCGAAAACAUCAUCCUGCCUACUAUGGCAAAGCUUGUUUCGACCGUAUGAGCAGCCGGAGUAAACGACUACUUUCCGAAAAACGCCUGCCUUGGGGCUUCAUCGAUCAACUCGAAGGUGAGCUGUUGUCAUUCUUCUGCUCCACCUCUCCCGAUUCUGGCAAGGAUGAUGCCGUUUAUGUUGGCGUUUUUGAGAACUCUCUGGAAAGAGCACUAGCACAUGCCGUGGCGCAGUUUCUCAUGUUGAAAUCAAAAAGCAUAUCAGUGCGAGGAAGCGGAGAACGUCUUACCGAAUUCCGAAAUCCUCGAGCCUUCUACAUUCCGCCUCACGUUCGCCUCGUACCAUACCUGUCUUCAAUUCGCUCGGAACCUAUAGAAGUACCUCAGCACUCCAAGUUAAAGGACAACUCCUCUGAUAGAGAGCAGAGUGCAGAUUCUUCCUUCAGUGAAGUCGAUCCAGAGAACAUUGAUUUGUAA
This is a messenger RNA of Necator americanus (New World hookworm), 1032 nucleotides long. RefSeq lists its product as uncharacterized. Gene Ontology annotation, molecular function: nucleic acid binding. The record is from RefSeq and is a predicted model, not a curated record. The coding region runs from base 1 to 1032 and encodes 343 amino acids. Lineage: Eukaryota; Metazoa; Nematoda; Chromadorea; Rhabditida; Ancylostomatidae. The transcript has 8 exons.